Messenger RNA from Ictalurus punctatus (channel catfish), 3327 nucleotides. RefSeq names its product transcription factor 7 like 1b (gene tcf7l1b). Gene Ontology annotation, cellular component: beta-catenin-TCF complex. Lineage: Eukaryota; Metazoa; Chordata; Actinopteri; Siluriformes; Ictaluridae. The transcript is spliced from 12 exons. Bases 921 to 2669 code for a protein of 582 amino acids. Gene Ontology annotation, biological process: generation of neurons; canonical Wnt signaling pathway; regulation of transcription by RNA polymerase II. Gene Ontology annotation, molecular function: DNA-binding transcription factor activity, RNA polymerase II-specific; RNA polymerase II cis-regulatory region sequence-specific DNA binding. The record is from RefSeq and is a predicted model, not a curated record.
GCUCCGCGCGCACUGCCCCGACCAGCAGCUCAGCGUGCACGCGAGCGGACAGAUCGCUCUCCUCUUCUCGCCUUAUACAAAACAGGCUUCUUUUUCUUUUUCUUUUUCAACACAGCCAAGACGCCGCGUCGUGCCUGCGGAAGGGAUUUAACAACAACAACAAAAAAAAACACCAAAAACGAACUGGCGAUAUUUCUCUCUCUCUCUCUCUUUUUUAUUCCACAGAAGCCAUAUUUUUUCCCCUCCGUCGCGCGCUCACAUUUUUUGGGUAUAAAAAAAACAGUCUCGCGAAAGAGAACGCGACGUGACCGUUGAAACUUUUCCCCCCCUCCUCUGCAGCAGCAGCUAGCUAAUCUCCACAGGUUCCUUGUGGAAGCCGAGUGAGGCUAACAUACACACACACACACGGAGAGUCGGGAGGAGGAGAAGAAAAAACGCCUUGAGUGUCGACUUGUUGCGCUCGGAAGUCGAGUUUGGAUUGUAGGAAGCGAAUUUAAAGCGCUUUCGAAGUUUUUUUGUGCGGGUUUUUGUGGCGCUUUUGUUCUCGAAAGCAGAACGAGGCUUCGCUCACUGACUCACUCGACUCCCUCAUUCGACUCCUCCAUCACCGCCAAGAAGUUUUACUCGACUCUUAACAACACUUCUAAAUGUUUUUUUAAAGUGUUUCCAAGGAGCCGGAUUUCACAACGUAGUCAUGGACAAGCUGGAUUUCGCUCUUGAGGAUUACUACUGAAAUACUGUUGUUUAUUUUCAUGUUUGUUUCUUUAAAAGAAGAAGAAAAACAAACUUUUUCACCCUCGAUGCGUCGCGAGAACUGAGCUAACACUUUGUUGUUUUUAAAAUCCAGUCCACGAAACCGCACUACUUUCUUUCUUGCUUUUAUUUUUUUGGGGAUUUUACCGCAAACAUCCAGAGCCGACAUGCCGCAGCUGAACGGAGGCGGAGGAGACGAGCUCGGGGCGAACGACGAAAUGAUCUCGUUUAAGGACGAGGGCGAGCAGGAGGAGAAAACGGCCGAGAGCGUGUCCGCAGACCGGGACCUGGACGACGUCAAGUCGUCGCUGGUGAACGAGUCGGAGAACAACAGCAGCUCGUCGGAUUCGGAGCCGACAGAGAGACGCCCUCAACCUCGUUCCGACGCUGAAAGUUAUGAAAAAGCCCGAGAAUGUUUUACUGAAGCGCUGAGGAGACAACAAGAUGGAGGAGGACUGUUUAAGAGCCCGCACUACCCGGGUUACCCGUUAAUCAUGUUCCCAGAUCUGGCCAGCCCGUAUUUACCCAACGGGGCUCUGUCUCCUACAGCCAGGACUUAUCUGCAGAUGAAAUGGCCGCUGUUGGACGUGCCGACCUCAGCAGCGCUCAAGGACUCCAGAUCACCUACACCGGGACAUUUGUCUAAUAAGGUUCCUGUAGUGCAGCACGCUCACAUGCACCCGCUGACCCCCCUCAUCACCUACAGUAAUGAUCACUUUCCUCCAGCGACGCCGCCUGCGCACCUCUCCCCAGAGAUCCUGGACCCUAAGACAGGUAUCCCGCGGACCCCCCACCCCUCUGAGCUGUCUCCAUAUUACCCCCUGUCUCCAGGGGCUGUGGGGCAGAUCCCUCACCCUCUGGGUUGGCUCGUCCCACAACAAGCACAGCCCAUGUACUCCAUUCCUCCAGGAGGUUUCCGGCACCCGUACCCAGCACUCGCCAUGAACGCCUCCAUGUCCAGUCUGGUGUCGAGUCGUUUUCCGCCUCACGUUAUGCCUCAUCAUCCUCAUGGUCUUCAUCAGACGGGAAUCCCACACCCUGCUAUAGUCUCUCCUGCCAUCAAACAGGAACCCAACGGAGAGCUGAGCCCUGCCGCGCACACGAAGUCUCCAGGGCCGGCUAAGAAGGAGGAAGAGAAGAAGCCCCACAUUAAGAAGCCCCUGAACGCCUUCAUGCUGUAUAUGAAGGAGAUGAGGGCUAAAGUGGUGGCCGAGUGCACGCUCAAAGAGAGCGCCGCUAUCAAUCAGAUACUAGGCAGGAGGUGGCACUCUCUGUCUCGGGAAGAGCAAGCCAAAUAUUACGAGCUGGCCAGGAAAGAGCGGCAGCUUCACUCUCAGCUCUACCCCGGCUGGUCCGCACGAGAUAACUACGGCAAGCGGAAGAAGAGGAAGAGAGAGAACAAGGUCGACUCGGCAGCAGAAGAUUACUCGGCGCGGACCAAGAAGCCUUGCGUGCAGUACCUCCCCCAGGAGAAGAUGAUCGACAGCCCGGCGUCCUCUCACGGCAGCAUGCUGGACUCCCCGGCCACGCCCUCCGCCGCCCUGGCGUCGCCCGCCGCGCCCGCCCCCACUCACUCCGAGCAGGCCCAGCCGCUGUCGCUCACCACCAAGCCCGAGCGCCAUCACCCUCACUUCUCUCUGAUCUCCAAACCUUCCUCAUCAUCCUCCUCAUCCUCCUCUUCUGCUUCCACUUCAUCCUCAUCCUCCUCUUCCUCCUCUCACCCCAGCAUCUCUCUCGCCGUCAGCACCUCAGGCAGUCAGUCGACCCCGCCUCUCCUCUCUCGGCCAAUCCCCUUCACCUCCCUGCACCACUCCCUCUUCUCCCCGCCCUCGCCGUUCCAUCAGGCCGCCCUGCACUCCCAUCACGCCCUGUUCCAGACGCAGCCGCUCUCCUUGGUAACCAAAUCAGCUGACUGAUUACUACGGAAACAGCUCUCUCUCUCUCUCUCUCUCUCUCUCUCGGCCCCCCUCUCCAUCUCUCUCUCACUCUCUCUCACACUCUCUCUCUCUCUCUCUCUCUCUCUCUCUCUCUCUCGGCCCCCCUCUCUCUCUCUCUCUCUCUCUCUCUCUCUCUCUCUCUCUCAAUCUCUCCACUUUAAACAUGCUGUAAAUUGCUUACCCCCCCCCCCCCCCCCCCCCCUCCCAACCACCACAUAGACGUCAGGUUAACUUUUUUGAUAAGCGAAAAGUCAAUGAAUAUUAUUGGUCAAUAUUUGAUCACCUGCUUUUCUGUGUCUCUCUCUAUGAAAGUGUAUUUUUUUGUAAAGUCUACUUUGGAACUGGUUUCUUAUUUGAUACAGUUAUCCAGCAAAACCUCCUUGUAUAAAGUUAUUACUUGUAUUAAAAAAUAAAAGCAACCAAAAAAAAACAAAAAAAAACCCCACUUCUUUAAUAAGACAAGAAGGAACAAAAAAAAAAAAACUCUAAAUAAAUCUUAAAAGCGUACAUGUAAUUAAUGGUAGUUUUGAAGUUUUAAUUCCUAGUACAGGCCGUUUAUUAGAAGGCUUUUGAGACUACCCCUGCAGUUUUGAAGUGUGUGAACUUGAUAAAUAAAACUUGUAAAUUGUUUCUAGAA